AUGCCGUCUGCCACAGCCGCAAAGGCCAAAAAGGCCAAUGCCAAUGCCAACCUCAAAUCCAAGAUCAACAAGGCGCCCGCCGUUACUGAGAUUGAUGAACAAUUUGAUCACUCUGAGGAUGAGUCCGACUUUGGGUCUGAACUAGAUGUGGAGGAUGAUGAGUCGGCUGGCUCAGAUGAAGAGGACGAGGAUGAGGACGAGGAUGAACACGAUUUAGAGGAGGGCGUCUCAGACGAAGAGGAGGGCGUCUCAGAUGAAAAUGAGGACGAGGAGAACCAGAGCGCCGAAUCAGGUUCAGACUCAGACUCCGAUUCGCUAGACAGCGACGCCCCCAGAAAACGACGCCGUACCUCACCCACCAUCGACGACAUCGUUGCUCAACUUGAAGACGAAGAAGAGGAUGACACGCCUGUCGCCCCCGUCAAGCCUGUCUUCAACAACGUCCCAUCCCGCAUCAAGAAAAAGCAACCUGAGGCUCCCAAAACAGAAAAGACCGAAGAGGCAACACCAGCCCUACCAGUACCAGAGCCUGCCAGCACAGUCUCUGUUCCUAUCGACGCCAACACCACCUUCGACGCACUCAAUGUCCGCCCAUGGCUGGUCCAGUCUCUCGCCAACAUGGCCAUCAAGCGGCCAACCGGCAUUCAAAAGGGUUGUAUACCCGAGAUUCUCAAGGGCAGGGACUGUAUCGGUGGCAGUAGGACAGGUUCGGGUAAGACGGUAGCAUUUGCCGUUCCCAUUCUCCAGCAAUGGGCUGCCAACCCAUCCGCCAUCUUUGGUGUCAUCCUCACGCCCACCCGCGAACUCGCCCUCCAAAUCAUGGAGCAAGUCAUCGCACUCUCCCAGCCCCACGUCCUCAAAGCCGUCCUGAUCACCGGCGGCGCCGACAUGCGCAAACAAGCCAUUGACCUUGCCAAGCGUCCUCACCUCGUCAUCGCCACUCCCGGCCGUCUCGCCGACCACAUCCGCACCUCAGGCGAGGACACCAUCUGCGGCCUGCGCCGCGUCAAGUUCAUUGUGCUCGACGAAGCCGACCGUUUGCUCGCCAACAGUGGCCACGGAUCCAUGCUCCCCGACGUCGAAGAAUGCUUCUCCGUUCUCCCUCCUCCUUCCGAGCGCCAAACGCUUCUCUUCACCGCCACCAUGACGCCCGAAGUCAAGGCCCUUUCCGAGCGCCCGCCCAUUCCCGGCCGCGCCCCCGUCUUUGUGUGCGAAGUCGACACCCAGCGGCUCGCCAUCCCCGCCACCCUGCGCCAGAUGCACCUCCAGGUGCCGGUCACCCACCGCGAGCACUACCUGCACAUGUUCCUGCUGACCCCGCAAAACGUGGACAAGAGCGUCAUCAUCUUCUGCAACCGCACCAGCACAGCGGACUUUUUGCACCAUUUGUUGCGCUUGCUCGACCACCGCGUUACCUCUCUGCACUCCAAGCUCCCCCAGAGCCAGAGAAUCGACAACCUCGGUCGGUUCCGCGCCUCGGCUGCGCGCAUUCUGGUUGCUACGGAUGUGGCGGCCAGAGGUCUCGAUAUCCCCGAGGUCAAGAUCGUGAUCAACUACGACAUUCCCCGCGAUCCGGACGAUUACAUUCAUCGUGUUGGUCGUACGGCGCGUGCGGGCCGCAAGGGUGAUGCGGUGACGUUUGUGGGGCAGAGGGAUGUCGAUCUGGUGCUGGCGAUCGAGCAGAGAGUUGGACGGCAGAUGGAGGCAUGGACGGAGGAGGGCGUCAACUUGGAGACGAGAGUGAUCAGGGAUGCGCUGAAGGUGGUGGGCGAGAAGAAGAGGGAGGCGUUAUUGGAGAUCGAGGAGCAGAAGGAGGUGGGCGGGAAGAGGAAGAGGGGGAAGGAGAAGUUGAGGGCCAUGUAAGAUGUCUUGAUGAGGAGGAUAGGGAGGAGAGGGGGAGCCGAAGUGGAGGAGGUAAUGAAGGGAAAGGGGGUAGUGGAUGUUUUGAUACCAAAGAUGUGUGUUGGGGUAGGGUGAUAGAUAAAAUAUUGAAUAAAGGAUUAAAAGAC
Molecule: messenger RNA, 2009 nt
Organism: Neurospora tetrasperma FGSC 2508
Lineage: Eukaryota; Fungi; Ascomycota; Sordariomycetes; Sordariales; Sordariaceae
Exons: 2
Coding region: 1-1863 (620 amino acids)
Molecular function (GO): RNA helicase activity; nucleic acid binding; ATP binding
Source: RefSeq, a predicted model, not a curated record